This is a messenger RNA of Psammomys obesus (fat sand rat), 565 nucleotides long. RefSeq names its product transmembrane protein 87A-like. The transcript is spliced from 6 exons. NCBI's taxonomy places the organism in Eukaryota, Metazoa, Chordata, Mammalia, Rodentia, Muridae. The record is from RefSeq and is a predicted model, not a curated record. The annotation marks the transcript as partial.
AUGUCGACUGUGUGUCAGUAUUCACUCUAUUCCCUUGAGACAGGGUCUCUUACCAAACCUGGAGUUAGGCUGAAGGUAUCAAGGGUAGACAGAGUGCGUCAGAUCAGAUCCUCAAGAACUGGAGUGUCAGACAACCGUGAGCUGCCAUUUGAUGGAGAACCUUGUGAUCUGUCUUUGAAUAUAACCUGGUUUCUGAAAAGUGCUGAUUGCUACAAUGAAAUUUACAACUUCAAGACAGAUGAAGCAGAGACCUAUUUGGACAUGCUCAAGGGAAAAAAAGGCUUGUCUGGGAGAUACCAAACAUCAUCAAAAUUAUUUCAGAAUUGUAGUGAACUCUAUAAAGCACAGAGCUUUUCUGGGGAUCUUAUGCGUCGACUUCCUCUUUUAGGAGAAAAACAGGAGGCUAAGGAGAAUGGAACAAAUCUUACCUACACUGGAGACAAAAUUGCAAUGCAUGAACCAUUGCAGACUUGGCAAGAUGCACCAUACAUUUUUAUCGUGCAUGUUGGCCUUUCGUCCUCAAAGGAAUCACCACAAGAAAAUGCACUAAGUAACCUUUUUACCA